AUGGCAGCUGAAGAACACUUUAACAGAAGUGUAAAAUUACAUGUCGAUGGAAGGUACGUUGUAAGUCUCCCGUGGGUACAAGGCCAUCCUCCAUUGCCCACUUGCAAAAAUGUUGCAGAACGAAGGCUAAAGGGCUGCGUUGAAUCACUGAAGAGGAAUGGAAACUUAGAAGCAUACGAAGAAGUGUUUAGAGAGUGGCUUCAAGAAGGCGUUAUUGAAGAGGUUAAGAAUUCCUGUAAAGAAGAAAGUGAACACUUCUUACUUCACAGGGCUGUAGAGAAAGAAAAUUCCACUACAAGAGUCAGACCGAUCUUUGAUGGAUUGGCCAGAGAAAAGAACUCACCUUCUAUCAACAACUGCCUGGAAAAGGAUCCCAACAUCGUCAAGCUCAUUCCCGCCAUCAUGAAUCGAUUUAGAUUAAAGAAAAUAGGCGUUGUUGCGGACAUUCGUAGAGCCUUCCUACAAAUUAGACUGAGUGAGAGUGAUCGACCAUAUCUAAAGUUUUUAUGGUGCGAGGGUAGUGAUCCUGCCAAACCUAAAGUUUUCCAGCAUAGACGGGUUGUAUUCGGACUUUCAUGUUCCCCGUAUCUUUUGAGAGCAACCCUUCCGUUUCAUUUACAGAAUGCUCCUCACCGUUUUGAAAAAACAGCCAUCAAGCUGUUGGAAUCCUUUUACGUGGAUAACUGUGUUACCAAUGUGGAAAAUCCCGAAGAACUUGAGAAAUUUAUUGAGGAAUCCAGGUUGGUUCUUAGCACUGCCGAAUUCGAACUUCGAGGGUGGGAGCACAGUUAUAAUAUUUAA
Messenger RNA from Stegodyphus dumicola, 801 nucleotides. RefSeq lists its product as uncharacterized. The record is from RefSeq and is a predicted model, not a curated record. Lineage: Eukaryota; Metazoa; Arthropoda; Arachnida; Araneae; Eresidae.